Gracilinanus agilis (Agile Gracile Mouse Opossum) is the source of this 2840-nucleotide messenger RNA. Its product is annotated as tetraspanin-36-like. The transcript is spliced from 7 exons. Gene Ontology annotation, cellular component: membrane. Lineage: Eukaryota; Metazoa; Chordata; Mammalia; Didelphimorphia; Didelphidae. The record is from RefSeq and is a predicted model, not a curated record. Bases 65 to 820 code for a protein of 251 amino acids. Gene Ontology annotation, biological process: protein localization to plasma membrane; regulation of vascular endothelial growth factor signaling pathway; protein maturation.
CUGACACAGACUUUCUCUGCCCGGCAGGCAGCACACAUCACUGACCUUGACAUUGGCCAGCACCAUGGCUGCCGGGGACUGUGGGGUAAUCACCUCCAAGACCGUGCUUCUGCUGCUCAGUUUCAUCUUUUUGGUUGCAGGGACUACCCUUGGAUUUGUGGGAGGACGUUUCAUCACGUCCUAUGAAGACUUCGAUGCUUUCUUCAGGGACCAGCAGAUCUUGUUGCCUGCCAUCAUUGUCAUGGUAGUUGCUGUUGUGAUGCUUUUCCUUGGGGUGACUGGUUGUUUUGUCACAGUCAAAGAAUCCCAAGUUGGCCUGCGAUUUUUCCUGUGCAUUCUUUUGCUGAUGUUUAUCACAGAAGCAACAGCUUUUGCUUUGGGAUUCGUUUAUCGAGAGAAGGUAGUGGCAGAAGUACAAGAGACUAUGAAUGAACUCUUUCAGGAGUAUGGUAAGCAAAACCCAGAGACAGAGAUAGUGGAUUUUUGGCAAUCUCAGUUUGAAUGCUGUGGUGUUAAGAACUACACUGAUUGGAUUAAUAUGGAAUGGUUUAACCGCACAGGAAAUAAUAGUGUCCCUUGGAGUUGCUGCAAACAAGAAUUCAAGAACUGUAGUGGACUCCUCAGUGAACCUCAAGAACUGAAUACAGUGGGUUGUGCUGGGAUAAUGGAAUUACGAGUAAAGGAACUUAUCAAUUACAUCAUGAUUGUCAUCCUAGGAUUUGCAGUUGUAAAGUUUUUUGGAAUGCUGAGCAUUUUAGUGAUUGCAUGCAGGAAAGAAGAGAAUGAUUACCAACCCUUAAGCUCUGGAGUGUUUGCUUGAAAAAGAGAUGAGCAAAUGAAACUUUACUGAAUCAUUCAAACACAGAUGGCUUUUACAGACUGACCCCAAAGAAUAUUAAAACCCUAUGGAUAAAAAAAAAAUUUAUUCAUAAGGACAGAAGAUGAUGAGUUCUGGAAUUUGUCAUUCCUUACUACUCUGUUCUCCCAUCGUACCCUGAUAUACAACCAGCAAUAUAAAUGAGAAAUAAGAUUUGAUUAAUUGAAUCUACAUCUACAUAGAAUUAAUAUGAUCUGUGCAAAUACCACAUUAAGGGAGAACAGUUUCGUGGGACCAGUACUAUAAAUGAAUGACAGAUGGAAUAUUGGGGAUUUGGGUGUUAAUAGUGGAAUUUUAUUGUUAUGUAUUGGUUAAGACAACCAAAAACUACUUAGCUUUUUAAAUUAUGAAAUAUAUCAAUUGCAUCCGUGGUUUAAGUUGGCAUAUUACACACCUAAUUGGGUUGUUUUGUCUGUUUAAAAGACUAAAUUAAGUGAUAUGAAAAUUGACUUAAAAUGACUACCUAACUUUGGCUUAUUUGAUUCAGCUGUAUUGUUUUGAUAAGAUUAUGGCUCACUGUUGCACCUCAAUAUGAAAGGCAUGCCCAGUUCAUAAUAAAGAAAACUAGUUCUCUUGCUUUGUAAAAUUUCCAUGCGUUUCUUAGAUAAAAGCAUGUCACAGAAUGACAGGUCACAAAGAAGCUGAAAGAGAUUCAAAGUCUUUCUAAUUUUAAGAGUGAAUUUGAUUGAGAAUUCCCUUGACAACUUCACCAACAUGUUUUCAGUUUAGAGACUAAGUUUUUAAAGGAAAUAAAAUCCCUAAAACUUUGUUUUCACAUUAUGUAAACAUUCUCUUCUAGGUCAGUUCUUUUACUUUAAAUGUGGCAUUCCUGUAAACAGCAAAGGAAAUGUGAACUCAGUUUAAGAUAUUCUGAGCUUGAUCUUACGAUGAAGAUGAUAAAUGGAUGAUUAGGUUGUUCUAGUAAAUUAUCCACUCUUUUUGGUAUGGGUAUGUUAGCUAACUUUUGAUAACAAAUUAUGGACUUUUCUUUCCCCUUUCUUCCUUUUUCUUUUCACCUUUUUUUUUUCUCCUUCCCCCAUUGCCCAGGUGUUCCAGCAAUCCCAAUAUAAUCAGCAUGGAAGCUUUAUUCCACUUCCCUUUUUCAUCCUGGGCUAGUUCAUACUUCCUUGGGCAAUUAAGGUUUGAUCCUCCACCCUGAAGGGCUCACCAAAAUUGGUACCAGAUUUAGUGUGGACACCUGUUUGGUCCUGAGAGGUCCACCUGCCUCAGCUUCCCCAGCAGUACCAUUCUAUUUGACCUAAUUUUAGACAUUUUCAUGCCCACAAUUGUCUUCUAUCACUUUUCAUCUCAUUUUAAUUUAGAAAUAUCAAUGAAGACUUAUUUAGAUUCACAUGCAUAGAUGAACUAAUUACAAUGCUAUCAGAUUAUAAUAAAAUAUUCCUCUAGGAUUUAUGGUUCCCUGAAAAAAAGAUGGGCUCUAAUAGCUUUUCUCUUAAGGAAAUAAAGACUUUUCUUGUAUGAGAUGAUUUUUCUCUUAAGAUUAGUAGCUUAUGCUUUUUUUUUUUCAAAAUUAUAAAGGAUAUGGAUACGUUUUAGAAUUUUAGCAGUUAUAAAAGGCCUCUUUGUGGCUUGCAGAGAUCAGGUUUUAAAUUAUUCAGUGCUGAUUUUGUAGUAGUAGAGUUGGAAUUAUUUUAUAUGAACCUGAAUCUUUAGAUUGACAGAAAAAAUAGCUUUUAAAAAGGUGAUUGUCUUAAAUAAGAUAUAUAUAUAUAGAGAGGAGGAUCCUCAAACAAUGCUGUAUUAAAGGAACAAGUUGCUUUCCAUAUAAUUUCUUGUGAUUUUCCUAAUUAUACAAUUACUCUUAUUCUGGUAUAUUACUUACUAGGCAGUUAAAUGUCUUUUAAUUUAAACUUUCAUGUACUGAGUACUGUCUUUACUAAUUUUUCCAAAAAUCACCUUGGAAUACAUCUUAACAAAACUAAUAAAAUAUGUAAUACCUAAA